Closterium sp. Naga37s-1 is the source of this 1908-nucleotide messenger RNA. The record is from the annotation of a GenBank genome assembly. Lineage: Eukaryota; Viridiplantae; Streptophyta; Zygnematophyceae; Desmidiales; Closteriaceae.
AUGCUUCCCCCAUCCAUCGCCCUCGCUUCCCACUCCCAUCACCCUCGCUUCCCCCGCCCAUCGCCCUCGCUUCCCCCGCCCAUCGCCGCCCAUCGCCGUAGCUUCCCCCGCCCAUCGCCCUCGCUUCCCCCUCCCAUCGCCCUCGCUUCCCCCUCCCAUCGCCCUCGCUUCCCCCUCCCAUCGCCCUCGCUUCCCCCUCCCAUCGCCCUCGCUUCCCCCGCCCAUCGCCCUCGCUUCCCCCUCCCAUCGCCCUCGCUUCCCCCUCCCAUCGCCCUCCUUCCCCCUCCCAUCGCCCUCGCUUCCCCCUCCCAUCGCCCUCGCUUCCCCCUCCCAUCGCCCUCGCUUCCCCCUCCCAUCGCCCUCGCUUCCCCCGCCCAUCGCCCUCGCUUCCCCCUCCCAUCGCCCUCGCUUCCCCCUCCCAUCGCCCUCGCCUCCCCCUCCCAUCGCCUCGAUUCCCCCUCCCGUCGCCCUCGCUUCCCCCUCCCGUCGCCCUCGCUUCCCCCUCCCGUCGCCCCCGCUUCCCCUGCCCAUCGCCCUCGCUUCCCCCUCCCAUCGCCCUCGCUUCCCCCUCCCAUCGCCCUCGCUUCCCCCUCCCAUCGCCCUCGCUCCCAACUCCCAUCGCCCUCGCUUCCCCCUCCGGUCGCCCUCGCUUCCCCCUCCCGUCGCCCCCGCUUCCCCCGCCCAUCGCCCUCGCUUCCCCCUCCCAUCGCCCUCACUUCCCCCUCCCAUCGCCCUCGCUUCCCCCUUCCGUCGCCUUCCUCGCUCCCAUCGCCAUCUUCCCCUUUGCUUGUUUCCCCUGCUCAUUCUCGACCCCUUUGCUUGUUUCCCCCUGCUCAUUCUCCUUCCCCCCGCUCACUCUGUUUCCCCUGCUCAUUCUUCCCCUUUGCUUGUUUCCCCCUGCUCAUUCUCUUCCCCCCAGCUCACUUUGUCUCCCCUGCUCAUUCUCUUCCCCUUUGCUUGUUUCCCCUGCUCAUUCUCCUCCCCCUGGCUCACUCUGUUUCCCCCUGCUCACUCUCUUCCCCCCGGCUCACUCUGAUUCCCCCUGCUCAUUCUCCUUCCUCUUUGCUUGUUUCCCCCUGCUCAUUCACUUCCCCCCGGCUCACUCUGUUUCCCCCUGCUCAUUCUCCCCCCCCCGGCUCACUCUGUUUCCCCCUGCUCACUCUCUUCCCCCCGGCUCACUCUGAUUCCCCCUGCUCAUUCUCCUUCCCCUUGGCUUGUUUCCCCCUGCUCAUUCUCUACCCCUUUGCUUGUUUCCCCCUGCUCAUUCUCCUCCCCCCCGCUCACUCUGUUUCCCCUGCUCAUUCUUCCCCUUUGCUUGUUUCCCCCUGCUCAUUCUCUUCCCCCUGGCUCACUUUGUCUCCCCUGCUCAUUCUCUUCCCCUUUGCUUGUUUCCCCCAGCUCAUUCAGUUCCCCCCGGCUCACUCUGUUUCCCCUGCUCAUUCUCCUCCCCCCGGCUCACUCUGUUUCCCCCUGCUCACUCUCUUCCCCCCGGCUCACUCUGUUUCCCCCUGCUCAUUCUCUUCCCCCCUGCUCACUCUGUUUCCCCCUGCUCAUUCUCUUCCCCCCUGCUCACUCUGUUUCCCCCUGCUCAUUCACUUUCCCCCUGCUCACUCUGUUUCCCCCUGCUCAUUCUCUUCCCCCCGGCUCUCUCUGUUUCCCCCUGCUCAUUCUCUUCCCCCCUGCUCACUCUGUUUCCCCCUGCUCACUCUCUUCCCUCCUACUCGCUUUGUUUCUUUCUGUUCACUCUAUUUUCCGCUGCUCAAUCUGUUCCCCCUUUCACUCACCCCCAUUUCCAACCUCGCAGGGUACAAGUCCCAGCACCAUGGCCCAGGGUUUAUUGCAUGCAGUGUAGCAGAGACUAGAGUGGGUAUAAAACAUUACAUUUCCAAGCUGUCUUCUUCGUGUUGA